AUGUUCUCCGCCGAUCUCUCUUGGACGGAUCCGAAUACAGAAAAGGUUGGUGAGCGAAGAGAACGAAUCGCGAAAGAGCGUUCGCUGCACUCCACAACACCUUCCGUGACCAGCUCUAGGAGCUCGAUAGCUUCCUCUUUCGCCGAUGACCGACAACUGUGGUGGACGUCAAGCUUCCGAAAAGCCAAAAGUCUAAGACCGAACAAAAAGGCAAGACCUUUGACGAGUCGCAGCAAUGUCACAGACGCCUCGCGGCGAGAAUCCACCUGUCUUCGCUCUGUCGAGACAGAACCGAACCGGGAGUUGAAGGACCCAUCACUACAACCGAGUUGGACGUAUUCUUCUACCUUAUCCGCAACUCUGCCGUCCGGUGCGCCUCUAGAUCCUCCAGCACCUGAGUUCGAAGUGCCUGAAUUAGAAGGCGACUUAUCGUCUCGCGGAGCCAACUCUACAGGCUCUCGAUCCUCACAUGAGCGACGCUGGAGCCUGAAGCCUUCCCCCAAGGUUCACAUCGCUGAUGAGAUCGAGGAGAUCUCACCACGCAGUCCUCGCUCUUUCAUCACUCGCACAGCACAGCGGAGUUCCAUAUCUGCGCAAUUCGACGAUAUCGCCACAAUCACUCCGACCACGUAUCAUGACAACAAAAAACAGCACCGCUCCAUGAAAUCUGAUGGAUGUAUGGGACUCGAGCGCCUGAAACUGCAAGACCAACCUGAGCAAGACGUGGCACUAGUAACACCUAUCGAGACACAUCGGUCGCACGCCAACGGCUUCGCAUCUUCGAAGUUGGCACCAUGGAUACCUCCUAACGACUGGAACAUCUUGCAACCCCACGGUGCCGAGGAGCUGCAAGAAAUUGAGAAGCCGCGAAAGCAACGGAAGGAGCUGCCGCCAACACCCGUAUUGGAUGGGAUUACGAUGGCUCAGAAUAGCCUGCUGGAGCUCACGAGAUUUCAGCGAUUCAUCCGGCGAAUGGAAAGUGCGGGUCCAAAAGUCAUUCUUGAUCGGCUCAAGGAAGAGUGGGAUGACCCUAAUGACGAGGAGACCAACGAAGAGUUGCAUCUGGAGAAGCGAUUGUGGGUGCUGACUGCAUUCCAGCUCCAAAACACGGGAAGGCUACAAUCGAAUCCGCAACCGAAGUGUAACACGGGCAAGAUUCUCGAGAUGUACGGUGAUCUAGCGGAAGUAUAUCAACUCUCUGCGAUGCAUCCAAGACACAAGGUUCAAUACCUGACUACUGAACCUCAACGACCGAUGCCGCUACCAGGAAAUGUGUCGUACACUACGGUGUCACAGCUAGGUCUUAUUCCAUGCCCUUGGCCAGAUGCGACGUUCUCCCGCAUUCGUGCCUCGACGCUUCCCUCGCUGGUGCCGUCAUCGAAGUUACCGGAACUGUUACGCGAAUGUCACCGCUUGCUUGCGCCUGGAGGGGUGCUUGAGAUUAGGAUCAUGGACGCUGCACCCGUCCGGAAAACUGCUGGUCCAUUGUUGAGAGCAUGGAUUGAGGACCGACUGUCGAUAAAUUUGGAGAAGACUUUCCGUUGCUCAAAGCCUUGCAUGCUUUUCCCCGGUUGGAUCGCUGAUGCUGGCUUUGAGCUACCCAGGGUCGAAGGCGUGAACCAGGUCAUGCAACUACCGUGCGCUUUCGACGGAUCCUGCGUUGACGCGGAGCUCCAAAUGCUCGUCGGUAGAGCGCUUUGGAAAGACAUUUGGGGUCCAUACGUUGAUGUUGAUGAGACCUCCGAUGAACCUCAGUUUUGGUGGGAGGUAGAUGAGAUCGUGGAGGAGUGCUUGGAACACCGCACGGUGUUCGAAUGCGGAGCUAUCUUCGCCUACAAGAAGUAG
Didymosphaeria variabile is the source of this 1845-nucleotide messenger RNA. RefSeq lists its product as uncharacterized. The coding region runs from base 1 to 1845 and encodes 614 amino acids. The transcript is spliced from 5 exons. Lineage: Eukaryota; Fungi; Ascomycota; Dothideomycetes; Pleosporales; Didymosphaeriaceae. The record is from RefSeq and is a predicted model, not a curated record.